AUGAUUUCCCGGAGUUUGCUAUUACUUAUAGCCACCACAAGCGCUGCAUUCAUCGCUGUGGGCAACACUCACGGCCCAGGCUCCAUCACAAGCUCUGAAUGGAUACAGGCGUUAAAUUCACCUAAUGCUACCGGCAACUUUGAAAUCAGUGGGAAGGAUAUAUCUGAGUCAUGGCCAUCCGCAAACAUCAGUGGCUGGUCACUUCAAAUCAACGUUACAGCCGAUAUUCUCACGGAUGCAGAUAGUGAUUCAGACGAGUACCUUACCGGUACUAGCAUUAGACUGAACCCUCCAUCGUCCCUUAUCACACAAGGCGCGGACAACGGCUCUAGCAUCCGAGUAGACAAUUCGACGUGGCGAGUCUGUAUGAGUGUCUUCCACGACCUACCCUCCGACAUCGUAUCUAAGGGAGACAAUGAUAAUGGGUCCUGUUCUAAUGUGUUCGGUUCUGAUUGCACCAUGGCGUUACAGCAAGCCUUCACCACCAAUUACGACCCGGACGCAACCUGUGGAUCAGGGUUUACUGUGCCAAAGGCCUUGCCUUUAAAUGCAAACCUCACCAGGAACAGUCAAGUCACUCGUUUUAGCGGCAGCUAUCAUCAGAAAGGCAACAAUACAGAUUACGUAGAGGCUGUGAAGCACACAUCCGAUUAUGUUAACCUGGGGAUACAAAAACACAACGGAAGAAUGAAAUGGCACUUCCGUCGCUACCUCUACUCGUGGCACUACCUCUACUCGUGGCACUCAGAGGCGGUAGAAAUCUUUGAUAUGGACUAUAAUAGUUGCUACCGUCGUAAUGACGCGCUCGCGUAUUUUAUGAAGAAAGAUCAGAAAAUGGCAGACCUUGUGCCAAAUUGAGCGCCAAAUUAGUCUUAGCCUGUAACAACUACCCCAUGUCUUUCUGUCCAAACCAAAGCAUUUACAUCAUCCAUUUGUAUAAAGCAAACCUUCUGUUGUAAGAGUGUAGUUAUAAUGUUAUGGCUGGUGGUGUGGCGCGGUGUUUUGGUAGCGGCAAAGUGCAACUUAUUAGUAAGCAUUUCUUCCCCCGCUUUUCUUGAUCAUUGAGAUUUGGGAAUCAAUCUUGCUAUGUAUAAAUGGGAC
Messenger RNA from Truncatella angustata, 1101 nucleotides. RefSeq lists its product as uncharacterized. The record is from RefSeq and is a predicted model, not a curated record. The coding region runs from base 1 to 858 and encodes 285 amino acids. The transcript is spliced from 4 exons. NCBI's taxonomy places the organism in Eukaryota, Fungi, Ascomycota, Sordariomycetes, Amphisphaeriales, Sporocadaceae.